Messenger RNA from Alternaria ventricosa, 324 nucleotides. RefSeq lists its product as uncharacterized. The transcript has 2 exons. The coding region runs from base 1 to 324 and encodes 107 amino acids. The record is from RefSeq and is a predicted model, not a curated record. Lineage: Eukaryota; Fungi; Ascomycota; Dothideomycetes; Pleosporales; Pleosporaceae.
AUGAGGAUGGGCUGGCCCUUUGCCAUCGACCAGCCCCUCAAUAUCGCAUACAUGGCGCGUACUAUAGACGCUGGCUUCGAGUUCACAAAGAUGCGCGUUGAUCGCUGCCCUCUAAACACGGGGAACACGGAGGAUACAACAUGCGAUAUGAGUGGUUGGGAACGCGAAGUGCAAGCCAUCCUUGAUGCAGCGUUCACGGAGACUGGGCAAAGGAAGCGUGAGAAUGCUGUAAGAAUUGGCGAGAAUCUUGGCCGAGCAUGGGCGGAGAAGGAUGGCAGAGCCAGGGUACAGCUUAAUGAGUUCUUGGAUUUGGUGAACGUGUAA